Messenger RNA from Silurus meridionalis, 1957 nucleotides. RefSeq lists its product as uncharacterized. The record is from RefSeq and is a predicted model, not a curated record. The transcript is spliced from 8 exons. Bases 297 to 1208 code for a protein of 303 amino acids. Lineage: Eukaryota; Metazoa; Chordata; Actinopteri; Siluriformes; Siluridae.
AAUGGACAAUUAUUUGGAUUUGUGUAAAUAGGAUCAGAGACCAAAAUUAGCAUAUGAGGGACACAACUCCACCAUGCAGCUCAGUGCCUAAGAAGAUUAUACAGGAUUUACAGGCAUGGUCGUUUUGGCAUUAACAGUCUCAGUCGGAGCAGCACAUUAUCCUGUGCAAAUGACCAUUAUGCGUUUGAUAAACGAACAAGCAGUUUUCAAUCUGUAGGAAUUCUUAACAGCUUACAACAUUAGGAUUUACAACAGCAAGACAACUGGCAACCAUGUGCCUGUAAAAGUACCUCAAUAUGGUGACAUGUGUCAUGUGGUCAGCAGUCGUCUGGACUCUGAAAGGCCUGUUGAGCUGUUGGAGGUUUUUCUGGGUAAACCCAUACUGUGCCAUAAACUCUACGCCAUGGAUAUCGCAUGAACCUGAACAUCAUUGUUGUACCCAUGAAAAACACUUAACAGAAUCUGAGAGAAAAGACACCUGGGAGAAGUCACAUCACCAUGAGCACAGCUGUACCUUACACAAGAGGCUAUUGAAAGCUGAGGGAGAGAUUCAGGAUCUGAAAGCUCAGAUUGCCUAUCAAAGGGCAUCGAGGGAAACGAGGCUCUCGGAGCUGCAGACGAAACAGCAUGAUCUAAGGGAUCGGCUGAACUUUGAGAUUGUCACAAGGUCAUUGGCUUUACACAAAACAAGUGAUUUCACAGAAAUGAAUGAAAGGUUCAGAGAAUCUGAAAUGGAGAAAAGACACAGUUUUGAGAAAAAGAAACAUGGCUGGACCAGUGGCUUGAAAAAAAUACACCAACUGGAUGUGAAAAUUCUGCACGAUGUGGCUUACUCAAACAGUUUCAAACAGGGCUCCUUUUGUACUACUCCUGACUCCAGAUCUACAUCUGCCAUGUCUGUCAGCACAAGUGUGGGCUUACAAAGAAGUGCCACAUGUCACCAAAGAGCCUUUGUGCCACAUUCCCCAAUGGACUUGCAGAUUGGCCACAGGGUUCGGAUUUUGCUGCCUACAGGACGAAUCAGCACUGGAACCCUGCGCUAUCUGGGACAACCACAUGGCUCAGCUGAUUUCUGUUUGGGUGUGGAGCUGGAGCUGUCUGAGAAUACACAGCAAGCAGGCACCUAUGAGGGACAGUGCUACUUUGACUGCAAGCCUGGACAUGGUGCAUUUGUGGCAUUCAACAAGCUACUACUGGCCUGGGAGUAGACACAUAAAUUCUUUUUUUAACCCCAUCAAACUGUCAAGGCUGUUAAGGAACAUCUUUUUGUGGGGAUACACAUACAUGCUGAGACAUUUCAGCAAUGUCAAAUUAAAGUGUAAAGCACUAUUUGUAAUGAACAUUUUCCCACAGCCAUUUCCCCUAACUUUAUCAUACCACAAGUACUUGUAAUGCUGAUUAGUUUUUAAUUGCAUUUCAUCUACUAGCUCUGUACUUAAAUUUAAGGAAAUGGGCUUUGAUUUGCAAAUGUUUACACGUUAUUGCAUUUCUUAAAAAUUUUGAAUUUGUUUUAGUUUAUGGAAAACCCAUUUUAUUUAUCACACACAUUCUCCCUUACCCCAAUCCAGUGAUGUAAAAUAUGCACUUGCUAGAAGAAUAGGUUUUAUCCUAGAUGUGCAAGUACAAAAUAAUAAAACAUAGUUAACUGAUAACUUUAUAAAAUUCCCAGAAUAAUACCACUACAAUAAAACAAACAUCUAAAUUUGCCAUGUCUUGCCAUGUACUUGGCCAUAUGUGGUGUUCCUCUUAUUUCGAUCUGGAGCCCAACACUAGACAUGUUUUAUAUCCUUUACCUGAUCUGUACAUGCUAACAAAUAUGACUGUUGAUUACUGUUUAGUCAUUGUAUUCAUUGUAUGAGAAAUGAAUUUUACUAGUGUGCUCCCUUAUUUUUACACCUGAGGGAAACAUCAUAACAAGAUUAAUGACAAUAAAAUUCCUAAGAAAUGAGAGUAAAUG